Messenger RNA from Chara braunii, 10407 nucleotides. The record is from the annotation of a GenBank genome assembly. NCBI's taxonomy places the organism in Eukaryota, Viridiplantae, Streptophyta, Charophyceae, Charales, Characeae.
CCCAGCAACCCGGCGUGAGCCCGUCUGGGACCUGMUGACGUCAACAGCAAUGAGAUGACAAGGAAGWAGAGGGCCGUAGAGGCCACGUYGUCACAAGCGAGACGUCCUGACGAUCGCCGCGCCAUGGUCGUUCCAGACACGUUGCCGGCUGCCAACUCUCCACAGCAGAAUGAGCAGAUAGGUUCAGAGGGAGAAAGGAAGACAGCAACAGAAGGAGAAAGCAAGCGGAGACUGCCGGCUACACAAAAGCGGUUGCCUUGCAAGAAAACUAAAGAUCGUGAGAAACAAGCGGAGGAGCGUGCAGCGCGUGAGAAGGAAGAGCAGCUGAAGAAAGAGAGAAAGAAGAAGGAACGAGAAGAAUUUCACAAGGAGAUAGACGAGGCUAUGAAUGCUAGGUUGGAUGCCGUAUGCGCGGCUUUACUCGAGAAGGGUCAGAAUAAGGAACUUGACAAAUUGAAGGCGGAGGUUGAAAGCCUGAGACAAGCGCAAUUUACUGUUGGGACAGUGGGCGACCGUGGAGGGAGUUCGCCCGAUGUUAUCAAGAAGUACACGCAUGAGAAGAAGGAAUCAAGCAAAAAAAUUUUGGAGGAUGAGCAAAGAUUGGCGAGGAUGGAGAACGAGAUUCAACUGUUAAGGAAGAAACGUGAUGAUGUGGUUACUGACGCCGAAAAUUGGAAAACUGAGGCGUUACGACCAGGAAACAAACGAGGCGGAAUCGUCAUUGAAACCCCUUCCACCCACGCUAGGGUACGACCACGUUGUACAUUAAUGAAGUCCCCGUCUGCUUCACAUGUGGCCGGUAUGGCGGCAUGUCACGCUCGAGAGGUGAGCGUGCUGAAGGAGAAGAGGGCGCUUGAACUGAACGACAGAAGGGUGACUGAGCAAAAAGCUGAGUCAUUGAGGGAGCAACAUGCUAUUGAGAUUGAGAAUAGACAUAAGGCUGAGCAAGAGAUCGAGAGACUGAAGAUGGCAUUGUCGAGGAUGGAAAUGGAGCGGCAAGAACGCACGCCAGCUACGAGCCUUCGCUCGAAGCUCGAUGAGGCGGCGAAGGGAUCAGUGAAGAAGUCUGCUAAAGGUAAAGAACCUGCAAAUCAAGGAGCACAGGCCAACAACAAGGAGGCGUUUAUCUUUGAUAAUAGGCGCACGUUAAGAGGUUUGAAGAAAGAUGAGGUGCUGGCUAUUUGUGCCAGAGAAGGGGUGACACAUACGGCAUUGGACCGUGCCAAGGAAGAUAUUGUGAACAAGAGAGUUGUUCUAGCGUUUGGUGAAUCGGUUGCUGUUGAUGUACCUGAUGACUCUAAUUGCUCUGCUGACCUCGCGAAGACUGAUGGAAGCACGUGGAUGGUUGAGAGUGACGGGUCCGUCGACGGGCUCGCCAAAGGAUGCGGGGUUUCAGGGAGGAUGUUCCGGGGAUACGGCGAGAGAGCGAUGGCUUUGCCCUUCUUCGUUCCCUUGGCGCCAUGCCACGACGAAGCCGUGCACUUGAAAGACUUCCUCGAGGUCUGGUCGAGUACAAUCGGCCCUAACAAUGCCAUGGACGUGGACCCUGGGACAUCGAUUAGUGGUGCCAUUGGGUUCGCGGGAGGAGAACGUUUUCGCGAAGGUGCGGGAGGCAGGGCUGGACUUGCCGGUACGCCUCCUGAUCCACAAGUGGGCAUGUCGGACGACUCGGGAGACGAGCGUGGGCAUGCACCUUCGAAACCUGCCUUGCAGGGGACAUGCUGGCGAGGUUUGCUUGGGGAAUCGCCACUUCCGACAAUGUCGGGAGUCUCCAUUCGCGAACGGUUGGAAAUGGCAUCGGCAACUCAUUCUUCCAGUCGCUUCUCCGCCGUGGUCGGUGAAUUGGUCCGUGACUUGAAGGCAAGUAAACAGUUGGCCAAGUUGUCGACGGACCUCCAACCGAAUAGCUCGCAGGUUCGAAAGGUGCGUGGGACGCAGGAGACGAGUCGGACGGAGACGGAGACGAAGACGAGCCCCCGACGAGAGGCAGAGGGGAACAUUGCCGGUGACGAGAAGCUGGUGGAGUUGGGGGCAGGUCUUCAGAGCUCGCCUGAAAAGAUUCCGGCCGGAGGGAAAUGGAACUUGCCGGUUGGGGAAGCAGGGGAAGGAGUGGCGACUCAUAAAAGACCAAGAAAGGAAGGAGGAAGUGGUCGGACACCGAAGACACAAGGGUGGGGUCCACAGGAGAAGAGGAAAAGGGUUGGAGAGGGGGGUGAUACGCCGAAAGAGCCCUCGGCGCGGAGAAGAACAGGCGAGUCUUCAGGGAAAAGGUCGAGGUUGGCGAAGGAGAAGACAGCGGAUGAGGACGUUAGUGGGAAGGGGGGCGGCGACGUGGAGGUGAACAUCGGCAACUUCAACCUCCACAAAGCGUUCUUCCUCGAUACCGAUGACGAGGUGCAGAAGGACGCCGUGUUGCGCGUCCACCCUGAGAGAAUCUUGCAUAUUCCUGAGUGGGAAGACGCGUACAACCACCGAUCCCUGGACGAGUUUCUCGUGGAUACCAUCGCGGAGGUCAUGAUCGAAUCCUACGAAAACACAAACAAGAAAUAUAUAAAGCCGACUUUGGUUCUGGCUCCGCUCGUCGCGCCGCCGGAGGAUGAGGUACCCGCUGUGCGCGUGCUGCCUCAAGACUUCGAUGCCACGCACCCGGAGAAGUACUGGUAUUAUCCAGUGUGUGGUCAGCAUAACGCGAGGGCGACGAUGAAACUGAAAGACCAUCCACUGUUCAAAAAGUUCAACAUGGGCGCUUGGCCUUUCAGACCAAUUUACUUCCCUGACGAGGAGUUCGACGGCGACGCCCAUGUCAGGUGCGAGGACAAUCUGAAAGACAAGAAGAAUCCACCAAGGUUGCAAAUUCUGUCGAUGCGGAACAUUCACCAAAUCUGGAAACGUAGGGGGAAACCGCAUGUCGUGCUCAGUAAUGUGUCGAAAAAACAGGAGGCGGUGCGUGAGUGGGUUAGGUUCAUGGGCUUGGCAAUGAAGAUGACGCCAUACGAGAGUUUGUGGGCACUAUCAGGGGAUGGUAAGAAGAAAAAGGAAUGGGUCGAGAAACUUCGGUACUAUCUGCCGCUGGCCAUGGCUGACGAGUCGGUUUUCCAAUUGGCGGAGAAGUUCUACAAGGAGUGGUCCGAAGGAAAACUUCUGGUGUCGAACGGCCAACGAUGGACUGAAAAUCCACCGACCAAUGAAGAGGUGGCCAGUUCGGGAGUGUCGAUCGACGCGCUAAGGAAACUGGCACAUCAGUUACGCGCACAUACUUGCGUGCUCGACUUGUGCGGAACCGUUGAUCGGUCGCGCUGGGAUGCGGGGGCUUUCGCAUCUCUUAGGGAUUGCCUCGGCUUCGUCUGUCAGGACUAUUGGACGUCGGUGGUGUUCGUCCCCUGCCUGUGGAACCUCCCAUUCAUGACGUCUUUGUCUGCACUCGGGGCAACACGUUGCUACACAGGGAACUGGGUGCGCAAAAUGCAGGUGAAGAAGACCCAUCAGUUCGGUAACAGCCUGUGGGAGGAGCCGGAUGUGAUGCACAUCCUUUUCAAAGGCGAGGAUCCGCUGCUGCUGACUCACCCUGUGUAYGAGGGAKCUCUUGYCGAAGACGAUGYCGCUGCUCUCCGYARGAAGCARAGAGCRACACCUACGGACGUUGUGGAGCAGCCUUUCAAGUCUUUGAAUUUCGCAGACUUCGAAAACCUCACCCAGCGGGGGACUGUGUACAAGGACCUUGAGAGGAACCCCAGUCAAUUGUGUAGUCAGCUGCAGUUCUUCUGUGGUGUGGCGGAUGCCGUGCUGUUCCUGGGCAAGCCGCACGCACAGGUGGUGUGGAAUAUGCUUCACACCGGCAGGCACAUCUUGGCGCUUGAUGGGGACUGCACACAACUUCAAUACACCCAGCAAUUUGUUGUCCACGAAGUCGAGUCCGGGGCUUACGAUUACGAUUUCCACCAGGUAACCGUCGAGCCAGUAUAUGAUCCUGAUAAGGACAUGUUCAUCAAGUUAACACCUAAGAAACGACGCCAGGUCUACGACUUCCUUUUCGCAACUACACCUCGGUGGAGACUGGAAGAGAUGUUCCUGCGGCGAAAGGAAGUCGCCGUUGCUGUACUCCAGGGAUACCACGAGGCGAGUCGGGCGAGCGUAAUGGAUUUCAUGAGGAGGUUGGAAUACGUAUUCUUCAAUAAAGGUGUGCAAAAACCGGAGGACUUCACUUUGGACAAGUAUAGGCUGGCAUUUGGCGAGGACGACGACUUCAAUAUCGACACUGAGCAGGAGGUGAGCGUCGAGGACGACCUUUUCGAUUUGGAUGRCCAAUUUAAAAUYUUCAAYGAGCAAUUCCCUUCUGAGUCGCCCUCGGUAKGCAAACYGGGAACACCGGUCGUUACACMCACGUCAGGCGGUCCCACACCCRGGUCCUCCACGGCGCCUSUCAAGAGGGGUGGGUUGUCCCGUCUGAAGAGCUCGCCAGGGGAGGCACUUCGUCUAACACCGCACCCCGAACGUUUAAAACCAGGCCAACCAGUUCCUCUUGACCAUCCGCAUCUGUUGAAUCCUUCGGUGCCGUACCACAUGGGCGACAAGCACACCUUUUCCAAAGCAGAAGAUUGGGGCCAUGAUAUCGUAUGGCACCCCGACCACUUCCAACCAGUCCUUCUUGACGACGAAUGGGCAGUGGUUGUGAGGGAGCAUACUGGGGGGUGGGCAUACGAUGAGCGAUGGGAACUUGGCACUUUCAGGGCUCAAGCCUACGACGCGGUAUUGGAGAACUUAAGUGAGGUUAAUCAACGAAACAAGGAGGACCCUGCUCUGCGAGCAUACGCGGAGAGCUUGUUCGAUCUGUUAGCUUCCAACAAAUGGUUGGAAAUAACCUCCGCGUUCUACAGCCUUCCGUCAAGCCCAUCAUUGAGCAAAGUGAAUUGGGAGCUUCCCGGGAUUACGCCGAUCGUAGCAGUUGUGAAGAAGUCUCGAGGCAAGGACGAUGAAGGGGAUGGUCAAGGCGGUGGUUUGCACGAAUCGGGGGGAGGAAGUGACCGCCCAUUGAUGAGAAGACACGCCUCGAUAGAGACGGGAAACGACUUCACGCCAGGAUUGAUUUCGCAACCCGCCGAGCAGGAGUCCAUAAUUAGGUCCACCAGCACGACACAUGUUAGCGCCAUAGUUGUCGGGACAGUUGCUGCUAAAGAUGUCAGUUGCCCUGCUCAGAAACGCUCCGAGGAUUGUCCCGGAUCCAUCGGAGUCACGAUAACGACGUCCUUGUCCGGAACUCAGUGUCAUGCGGAUAGCGAGACGACAACGUACCUCGGGUCCGACUACGAGAACCAGGAGCCGCUUUCCGUCCUCCUUCGUGAGGAAGUUCGGAUUAAUCCGAACCUGGCUGUGGUGUCCGUCGAAACAGCCGACCGGUCUGCGAAGCUUGAGCGGACGGGUGGGGUUUUCCAACACCCUGCCAGUGAACUUCAGAUUGAUCCGAACCAGGUGGUCGUGUCAACUUCGACGGCCGAUGGGCGUGAGGAUACCGAGAUGUUGUCCGUGGAAAUUUCAAAGGUCAUACAGGAAAAUUGUCCGUCUUCUGAAGUCUGUGUUCUAGACGUUGCCAUGGAAGCCCCAGAGAGUGAGUUAGCGCCCCCUUCCAGUGACAGGUCCCGCGCACCAGAACCGGAAUGCCCUGUUCCGGUGUGCACUUCGCUGGCUUUGAAAAGCGACUUUGCGGUGACAUCCGGAACGUCCGCGCCAUCAGGCCCUGCCGCGUCUCGGAUGAAUCCGAACCUGGGGGGCGUGGACGUGUCCAUCAAUGAUGGUGGUUUGGAGUCCGUGGUGUGGGGACACGUCGCCCCGUUGGACAGAGCGGAUGGAUUCGCGGGGAAUCGGAUUGAUCCGAAUCCGAGCGGCGUAGACAUGUUCAUUGACUCUCGGGGAGACGAAAUGCAGACCAUGGUCCUAGACGAGGGAGUCGUACCAGGUUCCGACGACCCCUUAUACUUGGGCCUUCAUGACGGCGCUAUAGGAGAGGAUAUUCUGAAGAAGGCUUCGGAGGGUUUUAAGGAUGGUUUGUUCUACGGAAGUGAGGACGACAAAGCCACAGUCGACGGCGACAAGAAGUUGAGGGAGGGAGAUAUCCUGUUGGACAUCCAAGGGGCCUUGAGCCUGCAGCACGACACUGGGGCUACGGAGAAGACACAACCUGUUCAUCUUGUCGACCUCGACUCUUUUAGUUCGGAGAAGGGCGGCAUGAAAUCGUAUGUGGCGAUCGUUGAGGAUAUGAGCCUUCAGGAAGAAGUUCUGCCGUCUGAAGUCCUCGACGCCAACAUCUGCUACCUUUCAAGUUUCCCGGCUGGUUUGGAGCACGUCGUCGCGGCGUCGACAUGCAGGUUCUCGCAAGUCGUGAUGGGACUAGCACCGGCGGACUCGGGCCACGUGGGAGCUAAGCCUGGUAAGCGGGUAUCCUCGAGAUGGAAGAGAACUCCUCGAAGACAUUGUGCGCUGUCGACUGCCGCUCAAUUUCGUCGCAACGCAAUUGCCGUCCCACAAUUUACGGGUGUCGAUGAUAAAUACGGGGAGCUUAACGAUGAGAUCGUCAAUUUCUACAUGGCGAUGGUACUGGACGACUGCAGCCGAUCCACAACUGCCAAGAAGACUUACACCUUUAACUCUUUCUUCGCGUCAACAUUGCUGCUCCGAGGGCCUGCAAGUGUGAUCAAAUCGGCUAAAGAUGUCGACCUCUUAUCUCAAGAUCUUAUCUUGGCACCCAUGCACAAUGGCGGCUCACACUGGAGCCUUUUGGCAAUUGACUUCUCUAGAUGUGUUUUCGAAAUCUUCGACUCGUUUGCCAGUUCGUCAUCGGAAGAUGACUUCUAUUCUACACUUUUCGAUUGCGUCGUUGAGUAUUUGAAUAUGGUGGCGAGUGCCACCGCCGAUCGUCGCACUUUCAACCGCUUCGCACGCGAGGUCUGCAAGAAAGGUGUCCCUCGGCAGCAGGACGGGGCUAGGGAUGCGCCAACCAAUGGCGCUUCAAGAAUCCCGAAACCCCCUCCCCUGCAGCCACCAAGUGGCGCCAAAGCCGCGCGUCCGCGAGGACAUGUCCGCGGCCUCGCGGCCUCGUCCGCGGCCGUGGACUUGGCUGCGCUUGUCCGCCGCCGCAGGGGAUUCAUAGGCGGCGGCGGCGGCGGCGAUGAUGCCCGCAGGGAGAUGGAUGCCGAGGCGGGCGGCAGCGCUACGACGACUAUGGUUGCUUCGGAAUCUGCCGACGGUGCUUCCAGCAUCGGCGGAGGUGGUUCUGUUGUCUUGAACAACGAGGUAAGGGGGAGAGCAGGGCGGGAGAAGCAAGGAGACAGUGGCGGCGACGGGGAGAAAACGCCAGAAGGGGGCGAAGGCGGUCAAGGCGGGAAGCAAGCGGGAGCGGGAGAGACAAAGGGAGGGGAAGAGACAGCCACGUGCAUUGUUUGCUUUGAUGAUAUUCUCGUUGACUGUCCUUGCCCCUGUUGCGGGCAGACCAUUUGCGCCGCUUGCCUGUGGAAGUAUGCCGCAUCGCGCAUUAACGAUGGAGAGGUGAGAGCGAUCGACUGUCCCGUGGCGGCAGCGCACGAUUGCUUGCGGAGUCCGAAGUGCGAGAACUGGUCGAUGCCGGCACCUUCAAGCACCACCAAGAUCAGCUGGCGAAUAAAUUCGUUGCCGCAUCGAACAAUAAUGAAAACGCCUUCGGCGUCGAAGAAGAUCUCCUCCAGAGGGCAGCAGAUACGUCCGCAGAACGUCGCUUCGCCUCACACUUGCGUCGACUCGACUGUCGUUUUGGAGCGUGGCUCCGGAACAAAGGCCAAGUCUGCGAGGCAAAAGGCUCUCGCAAGGAAAACGAGUGAAAAAGUGAAAGCCACGUCUGUAAAGGGGAAGGAGAAGGCGAAAGACAAGCAAGAAGAAAUCCAAGUGCCUCAGGGUUUUGUGACUGGAGAACGGACGGAUGAAUUGACCAAAGUUUGGGAGGAGUUGCAGAGCUUGAACGCUAAGAAAAUCUCCAAUGAGUCUUUCUAUCUGCCGAUGAGUUGCAUGCAAAGACCGCCUUUGGAUGCCAAAGGGAAAAGACCAUUAGAGGUGAGAGAGCCUGACGAGGAUCAUAUCAGUCUGCUCAUGGAUUCCAUGAUCAGGCAACCAGCUGGAGAUCAUCUUUCAUCCGUCGGCCUUGUGGACCCUAAGGAGGCAAAGGACAAACGAGCGGUAGAUUUGAACAAGCUGAGGGAUGGAAAGUACCACGUUUUUAUUCUUGGUGGUGGCCAUUGUCGGAAGGCAAUGGAGCGUCUCAUGCCGAUGUCCCCUGACAACAAAGAGUACAAGUUCAACGUUUGCUACGUUUAUGCAGGCUUGACCGUGGAUGAGGCACGGCAGGUCGCUCACAUGCGUAACCUCGCCGCCGGCUACCAUCGCGACAUGAACUUCAUCGAGAAGAUGAAGUGCCGGCGGCAAGUCUUUGAAAGCAAAGGGUCUGUUAAGUCGCAAGAGGUGAAGUUGGCGUGCCUUCGGGAAGCAUGUGUUCCAAACCCUUCAUUGAAGCUGGGGAACAAUGAUCCUCUACUGCAGGUUGCAAUGCAGCCAAAAGAAAUUUGGGACUUGCAACUGCGGAUUUUCAACAUGUGGCAAAGAGGGGAGGUGAAGGGUCAGAAGUUGAAGCCCGCGGCAAAGACUGCUAAGCUACAAGAGAUGACGCUUCUGAAUCCUCUGGUCCAGUUCAAGGACAAUAAAGUUGUUCUGGUGCCUGAGGACAUGCCUGCCCAACCGUGGAUCUCCAUGGGUAACAUGGCUCCUGAGAAUGUUGUUCCCAUUCUCCUCGAAGUCAUUUUGAAGACCAUCUCCAUCAAAGAAAUGGAGCAGAAAUUCAGGGUCGUCAAGAAACUGAACUUUGUCUGCAAGGCCUUUGCAGACGGUGUCGGCUGCAAAGAGUGCAAGGAGGUGGAGCAGAAAUAUACUUUGCACACCAAGAAGGAAGUCUUGGAGAAGUACAUUGGCAGCUUCGAGAAGCGUGGGAGUACACCUACUGCUCUGAAGGACCACAUCGUACGAGGAAAGGAGUGGAGAAAGAAGGAGGAGAGAUUAAUGGCCAAGGAGGCACAAAGAGCCAGUCUUCUGGCGUUUCGAGCGCAACCUCUGCCGGAGCCUUUUGCUGAUUGGACGGAGGUGAAACACGAGGGGGAUGCAGGGGAAGUCAAGAUAAUUUGGGGCGACAUGCGCCAUCUGUCAACACUGCAGAAGGAAAAGCUCCCGAUAUCGCUCGCCAUUUUCGACUUUCCUUACGGGUUUGCGCACAAAGGCCAUAAACGGGACACGGAGCCAUUUGCAGAGACUGAUGUUGUCGAGGUGCUGCAGAACGUCAAGGGCGUUUCCAGCCAGGAACUGCUGACUUGGUGUAAACCUAAUGUUACGAAUCCGGGAGGUCCUCGCCUUGUCAGCGCGACGGAGUUCUGCGUCUUGGGGUACUACAGUGAGAGCGGCGAACGCGAGAUGGCCCAUUACAAUUUCGCCCCCAUCGACCCGCGUUACAAUUUUCAGCUUUUCAACGCAGUCACAAAUAAAUACGUCUACCCCAGUGAUCUGCCAGUGUUGUGCCCGUAUCCGAAGCCCUUUGCAUUGUACUCGUGGUUGGUGAACAAGUUUUCACCUGCUGGUGCCUUAGUUGUGGACGACUUUUCUGGAUCGGGUACAGGUGUUAUUGCCUGCGUCAAAGCAAAUCGAAAUUGCCUCGUCGUGGAGAUUGACAAACGUUGCGCGAAGGUGAUUGGCAUGAGGCUUCUGACCGACAUCGGCUCCACGAUCGAGAGAGAAACCUCAAACGGUGGCGGUGGUUCCCCUUUCUUGAACGACGAGGUAGGGGGGAGAGCAGGGCGAGGGAAGCAAGGACAGAGUGGUGGCGGCGGCGGCGGCGGCGAUGAUGCCCGGGGGGAGAUGGAUGCCGAGGCGGGCCGCGGCGCUACGACGACUAUGGUUGCUUCGGAAUCCGCCGUCGGUGCUUCCAGCGCCGGCGGAGGUGGCUCCGUUGUCUUGAACAACGAGGUAAGGGGGAGAGCAGGGCGGGAGAAGCAAGGAGACAGUGGCGGCGGCGGGGAGAAAAUGCCAGAAGGGGGCGAAGGCGGUUAGGGCGGGAAGCAAGCGGGAGCGGGAGAGACAAAGGGAGGGGAAGAGACAGCGACGUGCAUUGUUUGCUUUGACGAUCUUUUCGUUGACUGUCCUUGCCCCUGCUGCGGGCAGACCAUUUGCGUCGCUUGCUUGCCAAAGUAUGCCGCAUCGCGCAUUAACGAUGGAGAGGUGAGAGAGAUCGGCUGUCCCCGGUGGCGGCUGCGCACGAUUGCUUGCGGAGUCUCAAGUGCGAGAACUGGUCGAUGGCAGCACCUUCAAGCGCUACCAAGAUCAGCUGGCGAAUAAAUUCGUUGCCGCAUC